This is a messenger RNA of Argiope bruennichi, 4199 nucleotides long. RefSeq lists its product as uncharacterized. Lineage: Eukaryota; Metazoa; Arthropoda; Arachnida; Araneae; Araneidae. The transcript has 5 exons. Bases 544 to 3735 code for a protein of 1063 amino acids. The record is from RefSeq and is a predicted model, not a curated record.
AUAAAGCAGCAAAGGCUUCUGGAACAAACCGAAAGUCGAAGACGUCUAGACAAAGAGUUCAGCUGUCAAAGUUACGAUAUUUUAGAUUGAAAUGAAUUUCUUAAAAUCCAUAUCUCUGCAAUGACAACCAGCGACGAUUUUUCUUAAAAUUCUGAGGGCAAGAAAAAAUUCAAGCAAUUAGAUCGUACAACUUAAAAAAGGUGUCAUCGUAUAAAGCUAAAUUAUUUUAAAAGAGAAACAUUCAAGGACGAUGAAUCUACAAGAAGAUUUGAUGGAAGUAAACAUUUUUUUACCAGUCUGCUAUAGAAGAGAAACAUUCAAGGACGAUGAAUCUACAAGAAGAUUUGAUGGAAGUAAACAUUUUUUUACCAGUCUGCUAUAGAAGAGAAACAUUCAAGGACGAUGAAUCUACAAGAAGAUUUGAUGGAAGUAAACAUUUUUUUACCAGUCUGCUAUAGAAGAGAAACAUUCAAGGACGAUGAAUCUACAAGAAGAUUUGAUGGAAGUAAACAUUUUUUUACCAGUCUGCUAUAGAAGGUAGCGAUGCAUUCACCCAUUCCACAUGACCUAACAAUCUACAACAAAAUUGGCUUCGAUUUCCAGAAACAUGGAUUUUGUCCCCACCAAUGGGAAAUCAGCGUUCCUCAGAAGAAUUGCAUAAUAUGGGGUGUGGUUUUGUCGUACCUCAGAACAGCCGAUUUCAUAGUUCCCGGAAAUUUCGAAGAACGCCUCCGUCGGCUUACGGAGAACACAUGCGAUCCAGAAGAAGCAAAAUUAGCCGUUUUAAAUUUCAAUCCCUUUUUCAACAUCCAUAAGUGCUUUUUCGAUCAGAUCUUGCAAAAGGUCAGCUUGUCUUUCAAGAAAAUCUUGAAUGAGAAUCGUCCUACUGCAGCAUCUAAAAAUGCGCGUCAAGAUAUACAAAUAAUCUCUACGCUACUGAAAAGUAAUAUACUGAUUGUCGAUAUAACUGAACAAAACCUACACUUAGUUACACCCUCAAACAGUCACUGCGCAGACGUGGCAGCCAUUACAUUAAUCUGCAAAGAGUACCCGAGUAAAGAAAGUAAGCAACCCAUGAAACGAUUCACGUUCUCUCUGAGUAAGGAUCUCUGCUGGGAGCUCCGUAGAACUGCCUUGCAAAUCUUUUUGGAGUCACCCGAAAUCAGGGGCGUAACCGAGCAAUUAAUAGAGCCACUGAUUGAGAAAAAAGAGAAGAAGGUAAAUAUUUUAAUUGCUCUUCUGAAAAAGAAUCUUAUACGUGAGGUAAAUGAGCUAUAUGAUUCAUCGCACAGCAUGGUCAAACUAGCGGAUGCUGGUUUCGAGACGGACCCAACAGUCCCGGAUGCAGAUGGAUUUUCGGCCUUCUAUUACGCUCUGCAAUCAGAUGAUAAUAACCUUGUUUACAUCCUGUACAGGUAUGCUGCCAACAGCUGCUUUAAAUUCGAAAAUACAUUUCGAGAUCCAAAUCCCCUCAUAAUUUCAAACUUUUCAAAACUUAAAGAAAUCCUUGAUGGAGAUUGCGCUAAGUCGAAUAAUUUUGAGAAAUUAGGUGAUAAAGAAGAGCAGGUGCGUUUGAAAUGUGAAGACUUGCAGAAAUUCAAUGAGUUUUUAACUCGUGUCAGCCGAGGUCUCAAUGACAUUCGGAAACAACCAGAAAGCAGUUCCAUGGAGAAAGCCGUUAAACAAAAAGAUGUCAUCUUGCAUAUUUUAGAUACGUACAAUGCAUUCUUUUUGGUAGGACAAUCAGGUUCGGAAGUUGAAAACUAUACAAGGCACAAAACUUAUUACGACAAUUUGGAUUUGACUGUUGCACUUCUGUUCUUUGACAACAUAUUUCUUCUUAAAAGUGUUCUGAAAUCUCCAGAAGAACGUUUAUAUUCUAAAUUAGAAUCCAGCUUUCUUUUAUCAGCUGUAACUAAUAAAAAUUUCAAUUUUGAUGCAAAAAAUUGCCAAACAUUGAGGGAUUUGGGCAUCGAAUUAUUUUCCACCAAUCUUUUUAUUUUACCGUUUUUAGAGAGGCAUAAUUUAAGAGAACAGGUUACAAAUUUCUGCUCUAUUAUUAGAGAAAAAAAACCACGUAAGAAAGACAUAGUUAAAUGCAUUCCUCAACAAGAAAUUGACGUAAUGUUAAGCUGUUUCUUGGAACUCAAGGAUGAGUUUUUAAUUUUCCGUUUAAAUCAUUAUCUGAAAACAGCUUUAGAAACAAAGCCGAAAGGCUUAAAACAAAAAUUUGCCAUCGAACGAGCUCUGCAGGUGAUAGGUGAGUCCCUAAAUGUCAGGGGAGAAGACCCUUCUUCAAUAAGGCAUCUCCUUUGCAAAUGUCUGCCAGAUGACACAUUAGAAAUCUUGAAGAAGACCAGAAACACACUAUCACACUUAAAAAGCUUCCAGUUUCCUUUCAAGUUUGAAGCAGAACUGGACGAUUCCUUAUUUGAAUCCAUUCAGUCUGAAAUUCGAAACAUGAAAGCUUUAUUUGAAGAAAUAUUUCCCGUUCAGAAAAUUCGGCUUUUGGAAUUCCUAAUCCAUCGAGGGUUGGAGUCUGUGAAAAAAUUUCCACAAUAUACAUGUAAUGUCGAGCAAACUCUUGUACAACGUAUGGAAAACUUCAGAGAAGUAAGAGAACUUAAGGAUACAUCAGAUGGAAAGGGAAAUUGCCUAUCUGUUCCUGCCAUUAAGGAAUUUUGUCGAAACCUUAUGGGAUUUGCAAGCGUUGUUCAAAGAAAAAAAAUUCUGGAAGAAAUUUCCUCUGAAGUUACAACUCGUGUAGUUGCCUUAAAAAAACUAAAGGAAGAUAUUGAAAGUGGAAUUUCUGUCGACCUGAAUAGAUUUGACAAUUUAUUUCUAAAAGCGAAAAGUGUGCAGAGUAUUAAAAAUUUUUGUAAGGAAUAUUUGGAAAUGGAAGAGGAUUCGGAAGCAAAGGCGAGAUUAAAAGUAGAACACAAGAAGUCCUUGCUGCAUAAAAUUAAAGAAUCCCCGAAUCCUUCGAAUAUUUUGGAACGAAUCUUCGAGAAAAAGAAAGUAUCCGGUUCACAGUUGAAGUUCUUGUAUAAAACGAUAGACUUUUCCAAUGAAACUAAGAGUACAUUAAAUUCAUUAAUAGAAACUUCGAAAUGCCCUUGCGGUGAUAGUCUUGAAAAUCUGCUAAAUAGGAUCAAUUACUUGUACCAGAUAUCUAUCGACGAACAAUUCGACAUCCGUUUUUUAUGGGAAAGAGCCAAAAGCCCUCAAGCUAAGCGGUACCUUGUAUAUAAAAUUGUACAGCGCUAUUUCCGUGAACCUUCCUUCCAAGCGUCCCUGGAAAUGCUUCUGUUUGAUUGCAUUGCCAUUUUGAAACAGAAUGAAGAUUUCAAAUCUUUCUGGCUUAAAGACUCGUUCCUCUUCAACGGCAUCGAUGUGAGGAAUGUUCUUGCACAUGGUGACCCUCUGCUGGAGUCUGUCGGAGACUUACUGGACCCGAAGGAUUUCGCCUCAGAGCUGGUCAAAAAGAUGCUUCAACUCAUCAAUGAUCGGGACAGCAUCGAAGCGCUUUCCGAUUUAUGGAAAAAAGCCACAGAAUCGGGAGUCAUUCCUGAAAACUCUCCGGAGUGCUGUAAGUUGAAAGAAUGUAUCGUGCGUUGUGAACGUUGGAAAGACUAUUCUAAAUUAUUAGCAGAAGAUCCGAACGUUCCUUGCCAAAAAAUUGUUUUAUUCCUUAAUAAAACGGUAGAGACAAAAAAGAAAAAAGGAAAUAGUUAAUAAAUGCAAUAGAAUUUCCGAGACAUUAGGAAAUUGAAUAAAGUGUAUUAACUGUUGUACUAUUGUUUUUUUUCCCCCGAGUGCUACAUUGAAUGAUAAUUUUAUUUUCUGUUUAAAAAAUAUUUCUCUCGUCUUUUUUACACACUUUUUUUCGCCUUGGGGCAUAUUUUAAGUUUAUGAAGGUGGAAUUCCUUCAUAUGUUUUCAGCUUCUUUCGCGAUGUCUUGUAUUAUGUAAUUUUAUAUGCUAGAUGGAUGAUCCUUCAUUAAAUUAUAUAUUGCUGGUAAAUACAUUUAUUUUUGUUAUGUUUUUUUUACAAAAAAUAGAUUACUUGUAUUGAACCUUUGAAAAAAAUUAAUUUGAACGUUAUUUUGAUUUUUUUAUAUAUAUAUUUAUAUACUAUACAUAUUGAUGAAGAACAUAAUGCAUGAUUUCAUAAUCAGAUCUGACCAGAGCUCUUGCUAA